Molecule: messenger RNA, 2687 nt
Organism: Linum trigynum
Lineage: Eukaryota; Viridiplantae; Streptophyta; Magnoliopsida; Malpighiales; Linaceae
Source: the annotation of a GenBank genome assembly
GGAGUUCCUUUGGCCAUAAGGGUGAUUGCAGGUACCCUUUCAUCUAAGAGCAACAUGGUUGAUUGGGAGGUUAUAAGAGAUAAACAAGCAUUGUUAGAUGGGGAUGACGAGGGAAGGAUUUUGGGUACUCUUAGAUUGAGUUAUGACAACCUGCCUUCUGAACUGAAACCGUGUUUUGUUUAUUGCAGCCUGUUUCCGAAAGAUUCUAACAUUGAUGUGAAAUUGUUGGUACACAUUUGGAUGGGGCAAGGAUUUAUCAACUCUAGCCGGUCGUCAUCUGCUUUAUUUGAGGUUGGAGUUGAAUAUUUCAAGAGUUUGUUGUCCAUGUUCUUUUUUCAAGAGCCAAAAAGUGAUCGAUGGGGGGAUGUAUAUCAGUGUAAGAUGCAUGAUUUGAUUCAUAAAUGAACAUAUUCUUUUGAACUAAUAUAAAAGCGGUCUCCUACAACGUUCCUUUAUUUUUGUCUCUGCAGGAUGUGGUCAGAUUGCAUUGCGAGAUUGACUUGUAACCUGUUCCAAAGAUGCUUUCUGGGCUAGUUACCAAACGUUCUCUCACGGGUAUUUUGAUGCAUACACACGAGACUUAUCGCAACCUGCAUGCAUAUCCGACAAACUAGUGAUCACAUCGCCGUCUGCAGAGUUAUUUGUGAGACCUCUGUGGCGUACAAGCUUGUUCUUUUGGACCAAAUUAGACAAUUUAAUUUCAUGUUUCUUAACAAUAGUUGCAUCUUGCUUGUUUUCUACCAGCUUGAACUUCCACCAUGUGGGGACUAGUUCUGUUCUUAUCUCUUUCUUUGUAACAUUUGUUGUAUUUUGGAGUUGUGUUCCUUUUGCGCCUGGACAAGAAUUUUUCAGUGAAGAAGAGGAGGAAGAACUGCCCUUGGGCAUUCCGUCUCCAAGGUACACUCUUCUUAACGAUAUCGAUGAACUUGAUUGCCUGGUUGUUUGGUUGGUCAAGCUUGUUCCACUUGUUGUUCUCCGUCAAGGGCAUUGUUCCUUCUUGGACAUGAUGUAAUAUCUUGAUUUUAGUGGUUGUUUCCCUGAAUGUUUGACUGCUCUUAGAGCUGGAUCUCUUUUGUAUAUAAUGUUUCUCAAUCUUUACUCUGUCAACUGUUUUUUUACCAUUUCUAAAACUGAGAUUUCACAUUAGGUAUGUGGAUGGUAUCGGUGAGUUCAACAAAAUUCUCUUGUACAUUUACAAGACCAAGCAAUAUCAUCAGAAGUCUCCACAGUAUGAACAAAUACUGAAGAAGAAUGAGCAAAUGUAUGCCCUGCUUGCAAUUUGCCUCUCAUUUUGCCCUCAAAUGAAGCUUGUCGAUGAGGCUGUAAAUGCUCAAUUACGCGAGAAAUAUGGUGAAAAGAUGGGUAAAUUGCAAAGAUAUGAUGAUGAGGCUUAUGGUGACAAACUGAGCAGAAGGCAAAGAUAUGCUGAUGAGGCAUUUGGUAUCUAUGAUGAACUCUUUUCAUAUGCAUGUCCCAAAUUCAUUACCCCUUCAGCUCCGAGUUUUGACGAGCCUCUCGUAAAUUACAACCAGGAUGCUUAUAGGCUGCAGUUGAAGCUUUUCCUUUCUGAGGUGAGGCAGCAGGAGUUGUUAGUUGGCGCUCGAACCUUCCUUAAAGUAUACUCAACCAUAUCACUUGGGAAGCUUGCCAAUUAUUUGGACGUGGAUGAAUCCACGUUAAGGAUGACAUUGAUGACGUACAAGCACAAGACUCAUGCUGUUGAUUCUGAUGGAAAGAUUAUCUCCAAUGCCGAUGUCGACUUCUACAUUGAUGAUGAUAUGAUACGUGUUGUGAACUCCAAACCAGUGAAGCGAUAUGGCGAUUUCUUCUUGAGGCAAAUUGUAAAGCUUGAAGGAGUGAUCAACGACGUGGACCGGAUAAAGGUGGAGUCAGCCAAUUGACUGUUGCAUUUCUUUCAUCCGACCAGAUCAUGUAGUUCUACCAGACAUCGGCAGAGAUUUCGUUAUAUUCAUUCGCAUUUUGCGUAUGAAUCGUGUGUUGACGCUAGUGAAAAGCUGCAGCUCUAUAAGACUGGAAGAAGCACGCUGUCAAGACUUUGGAAUGGAUAGAUUAGAUCCUGUGUUUAGUUGCUGGCGGCAUGGUUUUCUUCCUCGUCUUGUUUGGAAUUGGUUUCAGUCAUAUUUGCUCGCAUUGGUCGAAAGACGCCGGAAUUUGGGUGAUGGAAGGUUUUGAUUUUUGAAUGAUAGUUUAUGUCAGCGUAACAAAGAACAAUUCAUUUAUUAUGUAUACAAAAAAAAAAAAAAAUCAAACUACGAUGGAUUCCAAACAAUACAAGGAUAAUAACGAUCUUAGAAAACAAUGAACACAGCUUAGCUUAGUUGACCCAAAGCUUACGGAUAAACUACCAGUUAUGUUGGAAUGGAGAUGGAGCGUGGGAUUAGUGUCCUAGUUGGAAAUCAGUAUGAACUGAGAUCAAUGUAGUCAAAAUCGCGCUUUAAAAUUUAAAAACUUACGAUUUUACGUUUCUAGAUCACUAAAACGGUUCUACACAAAAUCUUAGUUUUUAUAGCUUAUGUAGUUAAAAAUUCCGCAUUAUAACUUAAAAACUUACAAUUUUACGCUUCUAGAUCACCAAAACGUUUAUACGUAGAAACUCGCUUUUGACUACAUUAACUGAGACUAAGAAGCAAGUUCGCUAGCGGAUGAAAGAAAAUACAGUGUCCACU